Messenger RNA from Auxenochlorella protothecoides, 1581 nucleotides. RefSeq names its product Amino acid permease 2. Gene Ontology annotation, cellular component: plasma membrane. Bases 1 to 1581 code for a protein of 526 amino acids. The record is from RefSeq and is a predicted model, not a curated record. Lineage: Eukaryota; Viridiplantae; Chlorophyta; Trebouxiophyceae; Chlorellales; Chlorellaceae. The transcript is spliced from 10 exons.
AUGACGAAGAAUUCGAUAGAGCUGGACGCCCAUCCCAAUGGCAUACCAAAUGAAAAGACCGGAACGCGCACAACAGCGGCCAUACACAUUUUUUGCGGCGUUGUAGGAGCUGGUGUACUGGCUCUUCCGCGUUCUGUUGCCUACCUUGGAUGGAUUGCGGGGCCCCUCAUGAUCAUCGUGUUCUACCUCAUCUCGCUUCUGACCAGCAUGCUCCUGGCUGAUAUUUACGAGGUUAAUGGCGUGGAGCAUGGUCGCUACCACAGCGCCGUGAAGAGCAUCAUGGGCCACUACAGCGCCGUUGGCGUGUCCACAUUCCAGUGCCUGAACAUGGUGCUGACGUGCAUCACCUACACCAUUUCGGCGGCCACUUCCAUGAAGGCGGUGGCAGAGAUCGCCUGCGCCUGGCGCGGCUCCACCCAGUGCUUCGACACCAUCUGGCAGAUGGUGCUCAUCUUUGGGGCCCUGCAGCUGUUCCUGUCCCAGGUCCCCUCCCUCGAGUCGGCCUGGUGGGUGUCCGCCAUGGGCGUCUUCACCGCCAUCUUCUACUCCUGCAUCGCCCUCUCCCUGGGCCUCAAGUACUCCGGCGCGCGCUUGGGCUCCGUGGGCGGCAUCGUGACCGACCCGGCGGACAAGGCCUUUGGCGUGCUGGGCUCGCUGGGGGCCAUCGCCUUUGCCUACUCCUUUGCCGUCAUCUUGCUGGAGAUCCAGGACACGCUGCGCCAGACCAUGAAGCCGGCCUCCAUCAUCUCCAUCUCCGCCUCCUUUGCCUUCUACUUCACCGUGGCCGUGGCCAACUACUCUGCAUUCGGCAACGACGUCCCCGGAUUCAUCUUCGACGCCUACCCGGGCCCCAAGUGGCUGGUCCUGAUUGGAUUCAUCUGCAUCCUGCUGCACAUGGUGUCAGCCUUCCAGGUCUACUCGCAGCCCAUGUUUGACACCAUCGAGUCCCACAUCAAGGCCUGGAGCCUGCGGCGCAGGCGCACCCUGCACGACGCCGAGGACGCGCCCCCCGCCGGCGAGGCGGCGCAGGCGGCGCAGGCCAAGCCUGCCCAAGGGGGCCCCAGCCCGGGGGAGGACGGCGGCGCCGCUGGCCCCGGGGCCGGCGCCCCAGCCGGGCCGCCCACCGCCCUCCGCCGCGUGUCGGCCGCCGCGGGCGAGAGGCUGCACCGCAUCUCCGCCUCGACCGGGGAGCGACUGCACCGCCUGUCCGCCACCGCCUCCAUGUACCGCGUGUCCACCGGCUUCGCCAACCAGGAGGUGCCCAGCAACGCCGACCACGACUACCUGCCCCUCUGGCAGCGCAUCGCUAUCCGCUCGGCCUAUGUCUUCUUCACCACCCUCGUCGCCUGCAUCAUGCCCUUCUUCAGCGACAUGGCAGGCCUGGUGGGCGCCAUCACCUUCUUCCCCCUCUCCGUAUUCUACCCCAUCCGCUGCUGGCGCAUCGUGUUCAAACCCCAAGGCGCCUUCAACCACAUGCUGUACGCCAUCGAGAUAUCCAUGGUUCUGGUCAGUGCCGCCGCCACCAUCGCCUCAGCGCGCAACAUCAUCAACAACUGGUCCACAUACAAAAUUUUUGGGUAG